AUGGCCGGCGUGUCAACUAUUCUUCUGGGCCUGGCCCAAUUAGCAGCCAUAGCCCUUGCUUCCCCUAUUUCCCUACAAAAGCGGGCGCCAGAGUAUUGUAGUUCCGGUGGAAUAUCCCGCCUUGGUUCUCUCCUUGAUGUCAAUUCAGCGACAGCGUUCUGCAGCGAAUACUUAGCUAUCCCAACCGUGACCAUUCCUGCGACAGAAACUCUUCAGACAUACACUACCGUUACUUCAACAAUCGAUCAGUAUGAAGCAACCACCCAGACCAUUUCUACACAGACACUGUGGGCCACAAUAUCCACAACCGUAGCCACAGUUCCAACUACGGUGGCAACAUCUGUUUCAACGUCAGUCAGCAUUUCGACAUUUACAGUCACUCCGGCAAGGGUGACAAUCGCUACCACUGCUUGGUACACAGCUGGAGUCGCCAAACGUGAUGAGGCGGAGGUUGUAAAGCGUGCUGCCGAAACUCCGGCCUUUGUUAAAGGGUUUGCACCACAUGCUAUUUCCAGUGCCUGCAGCUGUCUGGAUGUUCCAUCACCUUCAGUUACGGCAACUGAAACCGUCUAUAACCCGAACACCAUCAACACCCAAGUCACGAAGACAAUUACAAACACUGUUCACGCUACUUUGACUCUCUCUUCAACCUCAACUGUUCGAUUAACAUCCUACGUCCCGAUAACCAAAAUCUCAACUUACAUAUCCACCACGAUUACCACAAUUACAACGGCAACCCCAACAUUCACGUCCACAAUUUCAUCAGCUUUCAGACCUCAAUGCACAGCAAUUCUGAGCCGUCCCAAGCUCUUCACCGCUAUUCAGCCACUAAGAUCUUGGUCAUAUCCAUUUGCAACAACCGGAAUCCCUAAUGGAGGCCUCAACGAGCCAACUUUUGGCCAAUGCUGCGAAUUAUGCUACCGCACUCCGGAUUGCGGACAGUAUUAUACGUAUCAGGCUCGUCCUGGGGAUUGGCGAUGCCAAAUCAUAUACUCUUACGGCGCAGUCCCUCAAGGCGUCUCGGCUCAAUGCCCUAAUGGAAGAGUCGUCGGGGAAGGUGUGUCUGGACCGGCGGCAUGGGUGGCGGGUAAUCAGGCUCGUGGAAUUGGACCAUGUUAUGGUUACACUGUUCCUGUGUGA
Orbilia oligospora ATCC 24927 is the source of this 1140-nucleotide messenger RNA. RefSeq lists its product as uncharacterized. The transcript has 3 exons. Bases 1 to 1140 code for a protein of 379 amino acids. The record is from RefSeq and is a predicted model, not a curated record. NCBI's taxonomy places the organism in Eukaryota, Fungi, Ascomycota, Orbiliomycetes, Orbiliales, Orbiliaceae.